This is a messenger RNA of Exaiptasia diaphana, 3644 nucleotides long. RefSeq lists its product as uncharacterized. Bases 482 to 3349 code for a protein of 955 amino acids. Gene Ontology annotation, cellular component: cytoplasm. Gene Ontology annotation, molecular function: guanyl-nucleotide exchange factor activity. The transcript has 8 exons. Lineage: Eukaryota; Metazoa; Cnidaria; Anthozoa; Actiniaria; Aiptasiidae. The record is from RefSeq and is a predicted model, not a curated record.
AAGAGUAAACACACUUUGAAACAAACGAAUUGGAGGGAUUCCAGCGUAGAUUUGAAAUUUUGUACUUGAAAAAGUCUUGGGAAGUUAGUUCGAAGCUUGAGGGAGACUAUUUGGACUAAUCGUCAAAAGAUUUCGAAGGACAAUGUGAACUGGUGGGAACUUUGCAUGGCCAACAAGAUCCGUAUCCAAUGGAGAUUGUAACAACUGUAGCGAAAGCGGUUUAAGUGGAAAACGACAACAAUACAAAAGUUAGAAAAAAGUAUUUUACAGAGAAUAUGUUUAUAUUCCAAACUGCCGUGAUGUUUUUGUUUUGUGGCUAACCAUGUUUCAAUUAACGAUCGAUUGAAAGUUCUAGAAUUAAUAAUCACGUUAUCACUCGGUCAUGAACCUAGUCAUGAAAACUAGUGAACAGACGCUGAAUGUUUUAAACACCAGAAAAAUCUAUGAAGAUGUUUAUUUGAUACAUGAUUAGCAAAACGUGAUGCAACCAGACGAGGUAUUCCAAGAACAAAUAUCAAAUUCAGACUACGACAAUAAUAUAUUAUUGAAUAUGUCAGACGAAAUCUGCACUGACAAUGGUGGUAAGUUGUUGGUCUGGGGUUGUGGUGAGUUUGGCCAACAUGGACAYGGUCAUCAAAAUGACAUCUCCCUCUCUACCGGGCUGUCUAAUCCAUUGUUACUAGGGCAAGAUGUUUUGGUUGCUAAGGUAGCCUGUGGUUCAAGUCAUACUGUGUGCAUUACAGAUGAUGAUCGCAUAUACAGUUGGGGAAAUGGUAACAGUGGCCAGUUAGGAAUUGGRCAAUCCAAGACAGUUUUCCAACCACAUGGUGUCCAGCUAGGAGUGUCUCUGGGUACCAGGGUAAAGGGUAUAACAUGYGGUACCAGACACACAUUUGCCUGGACAGACAAUGGAGAGUGUUACAGUUUUGGUAAUAACUUUAGUGCCCAGCUGGGAUACGAUUUUAGAAAGCCAGACUUUAAAGAUAAUCAGCCAAGCCCAGUUUACCUUGAAACACUUUUCAACCAGAAAGUCAUCCAAGUUGCAUGUGGCUCUAGACAUUCACUGUUUUUGUUYAAUUCUGGAACCAUUGCUUCAGUUGGGUCAAAUGACAGAGGGCAGCUUGGCCUGGGUAAUAGAAUUGAAAGUGUUUGUGUCAAGAAUAUUCCUGAUAUGCAAGAUAUUGCUGUCRUUGGUUGUGGAAAUUGUCACUGUCUUGCUGCAAGUGGAGAUGGUAAGUUAUAUGCUUGGGGUUACGGCAAAGCUUGUGGUUCUAAAGAAGACAUAUUGGAACCUACAUGUAUCUACAACUACAGUGAUAAAUGUGUGAAGACGUUAGAGGGAGGUGACUCUCACUCAAUGCUUCUAYUUGAUGAUGGUUCUUUGUUCUCUUGGGGGGUGAAUUUUGAGGGCCAACUUGGGCUUGGAGAACAAAUCAAAUUUCAAAGCARCCCUGCUGAAAUAAAGAAUAAAGCYAUYCAAGGAAAUGUUUUGAGCAUUUCUGUGGGUGAAAAUACUUCUGCUGCGACAACAGUCAACGGGGAGCUUCUCAUGUGGGGAAGAAACGUCAGCCAAGUGUUUCGUGAUGAUGAAGGUCCAAGAUAUUGUCAAUUUUAUCCUUAUCCUGUCYCUCUAGGAAGUUGGAAGGCAGUAAAGGUAUCCUUGGGGUCAUGGCACGUUGCUUGUGUUGUUGUUCCAUUGACAAAACAAAUAACAAGAAGACUAUCAUCCUUUGAAAACACAACAAAGAAAGACCUUUCAGAAAYGCUCUACAAAAAUGAGAAUAAUAGCACAUUACCAAGUGACUAUUUAGGUCUGAUAGUCUCUGAACUAGACAUAACAUCUCCUGAUUUUGAAAAAACUUCAGAUGAUGACACAAAUAUUCAAGAAAAUGUAUUUGCUGAAUAUGAAAAAUCAGACGAUUUUGGUGAAUAUUUUGAAAUGAAARAGAUUGAAAUGGAAACAAAUACCGARAGCAAACAAAACAAGCAAAAGAAAACUGGUAUAAKUUUGAAAUCUGGUGAAAAAGCAACUGGCAAUCUACAAUUCACUURCAAGGACACAGUUUCUAAAAAUUCAGAGAAAUUAGAUAAUGAAGUGACAUUAACAGAUUUGGAAUCAAGGUCGACUAAUAUUAUUGGUAAAUCAAAUGUAAACCARGAAAUCCAACMCUUGUUAAAUGCUCAUGAAGAAAAAGUUUCAMRUAUUCAAUCAACCACAAACAAGCAACUAAACUUUGUACCAUCAAAAAUGGAUAUAAAUCAGCAAGAACGUGAGAAAAAUCUUGCUGAAGUUCAGUGUUCAAAUUUAUCUUCAUAUCAAUCCAAAGAUGACAAGUUGCAGUGUGACAGAGACCAUGACUCAAAAAUAUCUAUUUCAAAUACAGAAAAAAUGGUCUUAAGAUAUAAAAGUGACAAUGAAAAUGUAAAUGAGCAGGAAAAAAUGAAAUCAAAGGAAAGAGAAGYGCAAAAGCCAUCCAGUGCACCAGGGAGUGCGAGAAGCAAAACMAAGGAUWCUAGACAUKCCAUUARUGUUGCAAGAGGCUCAACUAAACUAAGAAGGACACAAAGUGAAGAUUCUUCAGUGUGUAAAACUAUAUUUGAUCUUGUACCUACAAAACAUGGGGAUAGUUUACAAUACAGUAGGUCAUUCAGUAACGCUACAAUAACMAGUCAACAACGACAAGGAAAGGCUAAGCAAGAAGUUCCAAGUUGUGAUUACAAUAAUGACAAUAUUAUUUCUAAAGAUGACACAAAAAUAUAUGAAGAUACAAAGCCAGACCCACUGCAUUCUCCAAAAGCUUCAAACAAUAUGACAAUUAAACAACUAAAGUUUUCAGGAGGAACUACUGAAACUGACAUUUUUGCUGAAGAUGAUAAAAAUAAAUCAAAUGGAGAUAAAAGUACAGGAGCUCACUACUUAUAUACAGCAAAGCAAACAGAYGUGAUUCCAGGAAAUAUUACAACUACUCAACUAAGAUUGUCAGGAMAAAUUGCAACUGGAACAUUGAACAGAGAAAAGAAAGCWCCAAGACACYUGAGAAGAGUUCCUUCAACACCGGAAUAUAGCCUUCCACAUCAACCCAUACAUACCAAAUCCAGCACAAGACAUGAUGACCAACUGCAAAGGACUCAAUCUAAUCCAAAUAUCAACAUUUCUGGACAAAAAUUUGAAGCUCAGCCUUCAUCYUCUAGCACRCCUAGCUCUCCACCAUCACRAACCCAUAUGCCACACCCACCGAACUCAACAAGUGGUCUUCCACCAAGGCCCCCWGGGACAAGACGACCAAAUGCACAGAAGAUAUUUUAUUCRUCAGGAUCAUCUUGGAGAAGGAGRACAACAAUGAUGUAACAAUGAACUAAAAAUAGMAAGCCUGUGUACAUCCCCUACUGGGGAAAAAUAAUUGARGGGGUGGUAUUGUGUGUCUCCAUACACAGAUGCUAUGCAAGCUAGAACUAUGUUAUAAUAACUGAAUUUUAUAGGCAUUCUUUAAAAAAAUUACAUAAUGACAAUAAUAUGAAAAUAUUUCUUAUACAACAUUUUUGAUAAAAACUUUGUGCACAGAAAUCUUAAUUCAAAAUUCCAAAAGUUACAUAUUUGUAUCCUUUUUACUAUUGCACUGAUAUUUUGAUAUUAUURUAUGAUA